AGAGACGACUAUGGAGGUGAUUUACUAACGUCUGUCCUGUAAUAUCACUGUCGCCCUCUGGCUGUGAGCAAGAGAAUCGCGAUUCUUCACAGUUCUUCUCAGAAGAUGGCGGAGGGUGAGCUUAACGUUGACAGCAUCAUCUCCCGACUCUUGGAAGUGCGAGGAUGCAGGCCGGGAAAGAUUGUGCAGAUGACGGAGGCGGAGGUCCGUGGGCUCUGCAUCAAGUCCCGCGAGAUCUUCCUGAGCCAGCCCAUUCUGCUGGAGCUUGAGGCACCGCUCAAGAUCUGUGGGGACAUCCAUGGGCAGUACACAGACCUUCUGCGACUCUUUGAAUAUGGGGGCUUCCCACCUGAGGCCAACUACCUGUUCCUGGGCGACUACGUGGACCGAGGAAAGCAGUCGCUGGAGACCAUCUGCCUGCUGCUGGCCUACAAGAUCAAGUACCCCGAGAACUUCUUCCUGCUGCGCGGCAACCACGAGUGCGCUUCCAUCAACCGCAUCUACGGCUUUUAUGAUGAGUGCAAGCGCAGGUUCAAUAUCAAACUGUGGAAGACCUUCACAGACUGCUUCAACUGCCUGCCCAUUGCUGCCAUCAUCGAUGAGAAGAUCUUCUGCUGUCAUGGAGGCCUCUCUCCUGACCUCCAGUCCAUGGAGCAGAUCCGUCGCAUCAUGAGGCCUACAGAUGUACCAGACACAGGGCUGCUGUGUGACCUGCUGUGGUCAGACCCGGACAAGGACGUGCAGGGCUGGGGCGAAAACGAUCGCGGCGUGUCCUUCACCUUCGGUGCCGAUGUGGUCAGCAAGUUUCUCAACCGGCAUGACCUGGACCUCAUCUGCAGAGCACAUCAGGUGGUGGAGGAUGGAUAUGAGUUCUUUGCCAAGCGACAGCUGGUGACGCUGUUCUCGGCUCCCAACUACUGCGGGGAGUUUGACAACGCCGGAGGGAUGAUGAGUGUGGAUGAGUCGCUCAUGUGCUCUUUCCAGAUUUUGAAGCCUUCGGAGAAGAAAGCGAAAUAUCAGUACGGGGGCGUGAACUCGGGUCGGCCAGUUACCCCCCCACGCACGGCUCAGGCCCCCAAGAAGAGGUGAGCGCCUGGGCCGUCAAACAGCUAACCGCCCCCCCAGGCCCCCACCUUAACACCCCCAUCUACCCCAGGGGCACCACAGCUCCACUGCACCUACCCCACCCCACCCCACCUCCUCUCUUUCUCUCUUUCUCUCCUGUCUCGCUGAGGGAAGUGCAUACAGCCCCCUCCACACACACACACACACACCCACAGACACACGCCCACAGACACAAGCCCACAGACAGACACACACAGACGCACAAACACACACACUCCGACUCACACACACUCCACAUCACUUUCUUAUGUACAUAUAAAAGCGAGAAAUUUGCUGUGACUAAUGUGGCUGUUCCUUUGCUUGUUUGUUGGUCAUUUUUAAGGGAUCCAUAGAAAGUGACUGGUUUUUGCCAUAAGAUGUGUCGUGCUCUACCCUCUAUGGUUACAAGGUGCAGCAAUAUCUGAUAAAAUAGUGUGUGUGACUGUUUGUGCACAUGAGGAUGAUGGUGUGUGUGUUUGUGGAAAGGAUGCUUUCCUGCCUUCAAUUGAAGAAAAGAGUUGAAAGUGUGUGUGUGUGUGUGUGUGUGUGUGUGUGCGUAAAUGCCUGUGUGAAGGGGAGGGGUAGGGGCUCCGGUGAGGAUAGUUCAGAAUCCUAGACUGUAUUUAAAAUGUCACUUCCUUCCAAAUGGAUAUAUUUCUCUUUCCUCCCCAUUCGGAAAGGGGCAAGAACCCCCCCCCCCCCCCCCCCGCCCCCUCACCUCAGCCAGUGGGUACAUCUCUGCAUUAGCUCCAUGCGUGUUCUAUCUCUCAUUGGCCGUGGGCUCUUUAAGCCCUGGUCCUUAAGGUACCCGCCCCCCAAACCCCCCCCCCCCCCCCGGUCCCUGCAGACCCCCGCCGCCCCCAGACUCAAGAAUGUUAUCUCUCCUCCAGAGAUGUGUUACCAUUCAGCUCCCGAGACGGUGAAAAAGAACCAAGUGUACAUAUAUACCAAACCACUCAUGAGAACCAUAACCAUUCACCCUUAACAACAGCUGAACAAAACUAAAGAAAACAAACAAAACAUACAAAACAAAACAAAAAAAAAGAACGUAGUUGUCACUCAUCCGUAUGUGUGUCGUUUUGUUUUAAGCCUGUGCGUUCACACUGGCAAGAGAUUCCAGGGCGGAAGGGUGUUGACAAAGUGCAUAGGUCAGUCAGACUGGAGUUGACCUCCCUGCAGCUCACCGCAGGCCCCUCUCCCCAUUGCUCCUCUCCACCGGAGGGGUGCGUUCAGGGCUUGCUCCUGUGCCCGUGGCAGUCCGUCAAGGUGAAUGCACUGUGGAGGCCAAGGCUGAAGAUGAUUUGUGACACCAGAAUCACUAAAAUGUAGACCUUAGGAGGCACAAGUACUUGGCUUCCUAAUCUCGUGUUAUCGUGCUUAUAUGAAUUGAGAGUGCGUGCUGUUGCUUUCUCACAAAAACACCGAACAGGUGGACAGCAGAUAGGCGCUUGUGUCCCCAUCAGUUAGAGUUAGGUAUGUGGAGAGCCUUCCACCAGUUAAAAUGGGUGUACGUGUGCACUUGUGUGGAAUGAGCUAAGAUGGGGGUGUAUGUGCGAGGUUGCCGUAACAGCCGCCAGUAUUCAGGCAGGACAGUCCUGCCACCUAGUGGCUCCUAUUGAGCCUCUGCUGGCAUUUAGAGGGAAUCAUCAAAAUAUUUAAUGAGGACCAAGUUUAUGAGGAAAAGCAACGUGACCACUCAGUUUGAUGUUGAGACAUCAAUUUAUGAAAUUCUGUUCAACGCAAUGAUCAACGUCAAACUUUAAUUCAUUCUAAUUUUCCCUCAGACCUCACCUCCACUAAAGGAAAUCCAAAGACCAUAGAGUAUUCAUAUCGUUGAUUAUGGACAUCAAAUGCUAGACUAGAACCAAAAGUGACUGGACUAUACUCGUCUUUGUGAGCUGGUUUGAGGUUCACGGCCCAGGUGUACAUAUGGAAAGGGAUAAGACUGUUUCUGGGUUAGAUGUUUUGGUCUGCAUGUCCUCUUCAGCCUUCGGUCUCCACUGUCAAUCCUUCAGUCUCCACGCACAUUUGUGCCCGUGAAAAAGAAAGCAUCGUCCGUCUUGUAAGGUCUUUUUCAGGCUUUAAAUUUAGAUUUUGCCGUAUGCCUUGUUUUACUCUAUUAAACCUAACACUUCCUGGUCAGGAAAUGUAAAAGUGUUUUAAAUGACAAAAAAUUAAGAAAAAAAAAGGUCAGUUUUGAAAUUUGUACCAGUUUGUUUCAGACUCUUUGAGUGGAAUAAAUGGAACUGUGCUGUCAA
This is a messenger RNA of Alosa sapidissima (American shad), 3362 nucleotides long. Its product is annotated as serine/threonine-protein phosphatase PP1-beta catalytic subunit-like. The coding region runs from base 106 to 1089 and encodes 327 amino acids. The record is from RefSeq and is a predicted model, not a curated record. Gene Ontology annotation, molecular function: protein serine/threonine phosphatase activity. Gene Ontology annotation, biological process: regulation of circadian rhythm; circadian regulation of gene expression. Lineage: Eukaryota; Metazoa; Chordata; Actinopteri; Clupeiformes; Clupeidae. Gene Ontology annotation, cellular component: nucleus; cytoplasm. The transcript is spliced from 8 exons.